Messenger RNA from Prorocentrum cordatum, 726 nucleotides. NCBI's taxonomy places the organism in Eukaryota, Dinophyceae, Prorocentrales, Prorocentraceae. The record is from the annotation of a GenBank genome assembly.
AUGACGCGACGACGUUUCAAUUCCUGGUGCCCGCCAACGCGAUGGCCGUCGUCGAGCUGCGGCGCGCGGCGGACGUGGCUCGACGGGCGCGGGGGGACCACGCCCUCGGCCAGGAGCUGGAGGAGGCCCAUGACCACCUACAAGCGGUUCAGCGUCCUCUUCAUGCGAGCCAAGGAUCUGGCUGCCGAGAUCGAGGACGGCAUACGGCGCGAGGCGGUCGUCGUGCACCGCCGGACGGGGGAGGCGGUCUACGCCUACGAGGUGGACGGCUUCGGCAACGCCUUCCACAUGGACGACGCAAACGUGCCGUCCCUGCUGAGUCUGCCGUAUUUGGGGUUCGUGCCCGUGAACGACACGACGUACCAGUCCACCAGGCGCAUCGUCCUCAGUGCGGCCACGAACCCGUUCUACUUCCAGGGCGCGGCGGGCCAGGGGGUGGGCAGCCCGCACACGGGGCCGGGCAAGAUCUGGCCGAUGUCGGUCAUCAUGCAGGCCCUGACCUCGCAGGACGACGACGAGAUCCGCGCCUGCCUGUCGGUGCUGAGGUCCACCACCGCCUCGCGGUGGUUCAUGCACGAGAGCUUCGACAAGGACGACGCCACCGCCUUCACCCGGCCCUGGUUCUCGUGGGCCAACUCGCUGUUCGGCCAGCUCAUCUUCCACCUCGCGGAGAGCAGGCCGCACCUGCUGCUCAGGCCGCGGGCGCCGCCCGAGGCCGUGGUCUAG